GAUGUUUAAUGUCUUCAUUUUCUUCUGGUGUGAACAAAUAUUGUAAGUUCAACAAAUUGGCUUCUAAAGUCUAUAGGUGUCUUUUUCUGAAACUUUGGAUUAUGAUAAGAUGAGACGUGUUAGAUGGGGCAGCCACAUGAAACUUUCCAAGAGGGUCCUCUUAGCGUAUGAAAGGGGUUAAGCUUAUCAAAUGUCUUGGUCAAUAUGGAAUUUCUGUUGUUUUGGCAUAGAAAAUGGGGCAAGUUGAUUUUUCAAUGUGAAAACUUAUUAAAUGUCUUGGAGUUUAUGUAAAAAACAUAUAGACGUAGAAACUAUGAAUACUCAUGUAUACAAUGCAAUAAUGGCGUCUCAAGGAUGCAGGUGAUAAGUAGGGUAGUUCUGUAAUCUCUUCUGUUGGAAUUUGAAAUGAUUCGGGUCUUGUUUUUUGUGUCGGUUCUUCUCUCUUGUCUACCUUUUCUUCACUCUGCUGCAGACGGAAACAAUUCUUUGCCUAUCUGCCCAGAAAGUUUCAGUUGUCCAGGUUUGGGCGCACUCAAGUACCCGUUUUACAAUGUCACUGACAGGAAAUGUGGGUUGAUCAAGAUCAAUUGUACUUCGAAAGAGAUUCAGUUUGGAGGAUGGGUAUAUGAGUUUGUUGGAAAGUUUGAUUUUGAUAAUGAUUAUAUAGCCAUUUAUAAUAGAACAUUUCAGCAGUUAGUGAAAAAUAAAAGCUGUGACGCACUUACGAAUAAUUUCACGCCUCCAAGUCCUAGCCCUCUUUUGUAUUCCGUUUCUAUAAUUCCCACAAUCACUCUCUUCAAAUGCAGAAAAAAUCUCACUUAUCCUCAACAAAAGGAACCUUACUUUGAGGAACAUAAUUACAAAAGCUACAACAGUUGCAAAGAUCACAAUAUCUACUAUAACUAUUUGAAUGGAACAAUUCCAAGUGUCCUCCCACAUAGAUGUCAAGUAGUGCAACUACCUGUGAAAUUUUCAAGCAGUCCAGGAUUUGAUGAAACCAAUAUAUUUUCUCUUCUCUCUCCCGUCACCGCUAUUGUAUUUAAUUUGUCAGAUUUCUGUCAGGAGUGCCAGAAAAAAGGCCUCCGGUGUGGAACUACUGAAGAUAGACCUUAUGUUCGUUGUUUCGAUAUCAUAAAAGUAAAACCAGGCGAACAGACCCCAAGUACGAAUACAGGAAAAAGUGGCAAAAAGUGGACACGGAUUAAGAUAUCAGUCAUCAUUGGAUCAGUCCUCAUCCUCAUGCUGUCUUUUGUCAUCUUCAUAACCUGGUGUUUCUGUAGAAGCAGCCCUUUUUCCUAUGUCUUGUCGAAGAACAGAUCUCCAAACCUUGGAGACAUAAGUUUCUCCUUUGGCGUCUCUGUUUUCUCCUAUGAGGAGCUUGAAGAUGCCACCCAAAAUUUCGACCCGUCUCAUGAACUCGGGGAUGGAGGUUUCGGAGCUGUUUAUUACGGUAAACUCCAUGACGGGAGAAGAGUUGCAGUGAAGAAACUUCACGAGCACCCUUACAAUCGAGUCCAACAAUUCAGAAAUGAGGUUGAAAUCCUCACCAAAUUAAGGCACCCGAAUCUGGUCGUUCUCUACGGUUGCACCUCCAGACAAAGCCGUGAACUUCUCCUUGUUUACGAAUAUGUUUCAAACGGCACCGUUGCAGAUCACCUCCACGGAGAACUAUCAAAUCAAAACCUGCUAACAUGGCCGAUACGGAUGAACAUUGCAAUUGAAACAGCCAGUGCACUGGUGUACCUUCAUGCUUCUGAAAUCAUACAUCGAGAUGUAAAGACGUCCAACAUUCUUCUUGAUCAUAAUUUCUGUGUUAAGGUAGCAGAUUUCGGUUUCUCAAGGCUCAUACCGAAUAAUGUCACUCAUGUGUCAACAGCUCCUCAGGGAACCCCAGGAUACGUGGAUCCACAAUAUUACGAAGAUUAUCAACUAACAGAUAAGAGCGAUGUUUACAGCUUUGGGGUAGUCUUGAUUGAACUAGUAUCAUCAAUGACCGCAAUCGAUUUAAACAGGGCUCAAGACGAGAUUAGUUUGGCUGACCUGGCUUUAAACAGAAUCCAAAGUUGUGAAAUUGAUGAACUAAUUGAUCCAGUUUUAGGAUCUGAUACAGAUCCUGAAAUCAUGAACAUGAUCACAUUAGUAGUAGAAUUGGCUUUUAGGUGUUUACAGUAUGAUUCAGAGAUGAGGCCUUCAAUGAAUGAGGUGCUGGAUGUGUUGAUGGAUAUUCAAGACGUGAGUAGAAUAGACACUUACGACAGUAUCAAAGACUUGCAAACCGUGAAUAUGUUGCCUUUGUCUGAAACCAACGAUGCAGUGGUUUUGUUGAAAGAUUUUCACCCUUUGCCAGUCUCCGUCACUAAAGAGUGGCAAAGCAACAACAGUGCAUCAACUACGCUAAGCAGCAAUGGAGAUAGAUUAUCAUUUAAGAAUAAUAUCGACACAUAUAAAACACAUGGGAAAUAAGGAUGACAUGAGCGCCUCCUUUAAAAAAACAUCAAAGUAGCCAGUUAGCAUGAGAUACAUGGAAUUGUGUAACUACUUUUGCUCGUGUAUCUUGCUUUUUUUCCAUUAAUGCAAAAUAUAUGUGAAUAUACUAUUGCUUAUCAUU
This is a messenger RNA of Helianthus annuus (common sunflower), 2608 nucleotides long. Its product is annotated as LEAF RUST 10 DISEASE-RESISTANCE LOCUS RECEPTOR-LIKE PROTEIN KINASE-like 1.1. The transcript is spliced from 5 exons. Gene Ontology annotation, biological process: protein phosphorylation. The record is from RefSeq and is a predicted model, not a curated record. The coding region runs from base 406 to 2463 and encodes 685 amino acids. NCBI's taxonomy places the organism in Eukaryota, Viridiplantae, Streptophyta, Magnoliopsida, Asterales, Asteraceae. Gene Ontology annotation, molecular function: ATP binding; protein kinase activity.